AUGACACAGUCCAUCUCAGAACCAGAGCCUCCGCCGGAGCAUCCACCACCCGACUACCACAGUAUACCACAGCGCCGACCUCCAAUCGAGUGUAUACGAACAUCAGCAGCCCCUGAGCCACCGAGCCGCUCGUCUCAAGCGUUUAAAGUCAACGGGACGAUCUAUGUAGCGGCCCAAAUAGCAUCUGGGCCCCGCGUGGGCUUUUUCAUUGGGCCGCCUGCCGUUACUGCCGAGCGGAUUUUCUUGAAUAUAGAGGCGAUCCUCAAAGCGGCGGGUUCCUCGCUUGACAGGAUUGUCAAGACUACGGUGUACCUCACGGAAGGCGCUCAAGGAGUGCCAGAGUUUGAGGCCUUGUACCAAAGGAAACUUCCUUUUGCACCCCCGCGAACUACGGUGCUGGUCUCCAAGAUGAAUACACCGGAUAUUCAGAUGGAGGUCAUAGCUGUGGAGUAG
Molecule: messenger RNA, 453 nt
Organism: Penicillium brevicompactum
Lineage: Eukaryota; Fungi; Ascomycota; Eurotiomycetes; Eurotiales; Aspergillaceae
Product: RidA family protein
Exons: 4
Coding region: 1-453 (150 amino acids)
Cellular component (GO): cytosol
Molecular function (GO): deaminase activity
Source: RefSeq, a predicted model, not a curated record